Molecule: messenger RNA, 688 nt
Organism: Chlorocebus sabaeus (green monkey)
Lineage: Eukaryota; Metazoa; Chordata; Mammalia; Primates; Cercopithecidae
Gene: PAGE4
Product: PAGE family member 4
Source: RefSeq, a predicted model, not a curated record
UGGCCGCUUCUUCACAACCUCCGUUCCAUAGACAGUUGCUUACCCCACCCCUUGUCACUGGAAUAAAAUCAUUUGAAAUAUCUAACACCUGAAAUUGCUAAAAUGCACAGUGGACCUAUGUAACAGCGAUUUAUGCCUAUGAGGGCCUGCAGCCAAAAUGAUCAAGGAGAGAGCUGGGCUGCUGUCAGUGUUAUUGUGGCUCAUUGUCUAUGCACCAACUGCAGUGCUACAGAGGCAGUCUUCAGUUCACGAUCUUCUAGUUGGAGCGAUGAGUGCACGAGUGAGAUCAAGAUCCAGAGGAAGAGGAGAUGGUCAGGAGACUCCUGAUGUGUUUGCAUUCGUGGCUCCCCGUGAAUCUCAGCAAGAGGAACCACCAACUGACAAUCAGGAUAUUGAACCUGGACGAGAGAGAGAAAGAACACCUCCGAUUGAAGAACGUAAAGUGGAAGGUGAUUGCCAGGAAAUGGAUCUGGAAAACACUGGGAAUGAGCGUGGAGAUGGCUCUGAUGUAAAAGAGAAGACUCCACCUAAUCCGGAGCGUGCUAAGACUAAAGAAGCAGGAGAUGGGCAACCAUAAGUUAAAAAGAAGACAAGCUGAAGCUACACACAUGGCUGAUGUCACAUUGAAAAUGUGAUUGAAAAUUUGAAAAUUCUCUCAAUAAAGUUUGAAUUUUCUCUGAAGAAGUCA